AUGAAUUCAAAAAGUGCACUUUAAAGUGCAAAACCAACCAACAUCAAGCAACUGUAAAUGUUACAGCUGCUUGUUGAGAGAGUGUAUAUCCCUUUAGAAUCGAAAGUUGAAUUGCGGACCACUCUCUAAAAGUUUACUAGUCAAAUAGAACAUUCUAGCCAACAGGUAGCUAUUUAAAUUAUAAUUUAAGGUUUCAGGCACCAUUACAAUUGAACUGCCAGAUGUUGUUGAUCAAAUUGAUGAUGAAACUGCCCUAAAGAAUUAUGAACUUAUGGAAAAAUAUGAAGACUAUAUAGGGAAAUGGUCAUAAACAAUCAGGCAAACUAUAUUGAAGGAAGCUAGUAGAAAAACUGAAAAGAAUUCUGCUUUGGCGGAUAUCAUGUUAUGGAGAUCUAGAUCAGCAAAUUUGAGUACUUUGUAUUAAUAACUUGUAAUUUCAAUAUAUUAAUUAAUAUUAGUAAAACCCCAUCGUAGCGAAAGUGAGAUAGAGAUUAUAAACCUAUUUAGAAGACAAUUAAUCAUCUGUGCUGGAAUUUAAUGGCUAAUUUGCAGAAUUAACAAAAGCUUAGGCUGAAGCUAAGGACAAUGUUAAAUUUCUCACAACUCUUGAAAGAUAAUUUAAAAAUUUAGACUAAGAUGGAUUAAAUGGAAUAAAAGAAACAUUACCUUCUCUUAUGAAUGGACUUAAGAUGGUUUGGAUUAUUUCUAGACAUUAUAAGGAAGGAGAUAAGAUGCAGAACCUAUUACAAUUAAUUUCAGAAGAAAUAGCUGAUAAAGUAGAAUCUUAAAUAAAAAUACCUUAAUUAUUUACAUUGAGAGAUGAUUUACCUUAUGAAAUAUAAUUGGAAACUAGCAUCAAUUUAAUUAUGUAAGGUUCUGAAAUUCUUAAAUCAUGGAAGGAUCUCUAUCAUAAAACAAAAUUAGCUAUUGAAGAAGAGAAUCUUGAUCGUUGGGAUUUUACUGUCAGAACUAUUUAAGAGAGAAUUGAGUAUAUGGCAAAUAGAUUGGAUGAAUUGAGAAAAGUAAUUGAUACAGUGAGAAAAUUCUUAGUUUUUUUGGGUCCAAAUUUAAAAAAGGUAACAGGAAAUGCUUAAGAAAUUGAUAAAAGGAUAGAAGAUGUUAAAUAAUUAAUAACUCCUAUAGUUAAUAGUCCUUAUAAUUUCUUUUAAAAGGGAAAUGCAGGUUAAUGGAAAACAAUUUAUUAAAAAUUCUAAGAGAAUUAAAAGUAAAUUGUAGGAAAAACAAUAGAAUUAAUUGAUGAAACCUUUAAAUCCUUAAGAUCAGCAGAAGGUGCUUUUGAUUUAUUAUAAAAUUUUAAAAGUAUUGAUACAUUAGACGAUAUCAGUACAACCUUAUAAAAAAAGUACUUAGAAGUGCUUAAAUAAUAUUAGAAGGAAUUAGAAGAUAAUCAAAAAUUAUUUGAUAAAGGAUAAUAAGCAACUGAUGUAGCCCUUAUAUCAUCAAAAAAUCGUCCACCUGUUGCAGGUUCUAUAAGUUGGGCAAGAUCAAUAUUUUAUAGAAUUAAACGACCAGUUCUUAAAUUUAUAACAAGGGAGGACACUUUUAUUGAAAAGAAGGACUCAUAAGAGAAGUAAGAGAAUAAAGAGGGCAAAAAUCCUAAAGAUUUAGGUUCACAAUAUAAUGAAUCAAAAAAUUAAUAUAGAACAUUAGCAAAGAAAUUGGAUUAAUUCUAAAAAGAAAAAUUUGAAAGUUGGGAGAAAUCAAUUACAGAAAAAGCUUUGCAAUAUCAAAAAAAUAGAAUUUUAACUAAACAUGAAUAACCAAAAGAAGAAGGAAGUUGGAAUCGUAGAUAUACAGUGUUCUUUUAAGAUGAAUUUAAAACUUUGAUUAAGGAAACAAAGUAAUUAGAAAAAAUGGGAUAUAAGAUCAAUCAGACAACUAUUAAUAUAUCAAAAUUAGAGAAAGAAUUUUAUGGUUAUAUUGAUAGAUUGUAAAUAAUGUUAAGAGAAUAUGAUGAAGCAGUUCAUACAUUAUAACCAAUAGAGAAGGAGUUAUUGAAAGAAAAAAUUAUGAAAUUAAAUAGAGCUUUAGAACCUGGACAUGAAUCUUUAAAUUUGGCAUCUUUGGGAAUUCCAGAUUUUAUUGAUAAUUGUCUUAAAGCAAUUAACGAAUUUAGAGAUAUUAAGAAGAAAGUAAGAAAGUCAACAGGAAUGAUUGAAGAUAUAGUAAAAUCAAUUGAAGAAGCUUAAAUUUUAAGAGAAUAUGAUUUUGAGACAAGAAAGGAAAAUGCAUCAUUACCUUAAUUGAAUGAAUUCUAAAGUUAUUUUGAAGAACAUCUAAAUAAAACAAUAGAAGAGUUGGUAGAGAAAUACAAAUUAGUUGGAGAUAACUUCUUAAGAAAUAUAGAGGAAUCUAUUUUCAAUAGUUCAUCUAAAGGCGAACCUAGAAUGAGAGAAUAUUACUAUUAUUGGGAAAGAAGAAUCUACAAUGCAUUAGUGAAAAUGACAUUAAGAGGAUUUUUAACUUUUAAAAAUUUAUUGUAAUAACCAAGUGGAAAACAAGUACCAUUGUUUUAGAUCACUGCAGAAUAUAAUCAUCCUUAAUUAAAUACAAUUCCUCCUAUUCCUGAAGUCACAACAGUUUUAGAAAAGAUUUCAACAAGUAUAAAGGAAGCUUCAUAAGGAUUUUGGAGAUGGAUGGAUGGAUAUUGUAUUUUUUGUGAAAAGAAGCAGAGUCGUAGUGCUAAUGAAGAAAUACAGUAUCAUACAUUCUACAGUUAAAUUAUAAGAAAUCCAAUUAUUACUAGAAUUGCUAUGUAAAUUGGUAUAAUAAGAGAGAAGGCUAGUGAUAAAGUUAAUAAUUUUAAGGAGAUGUGGGAAGAUGACAAAAAGAAACCAUUAUGGGAUUAAAAGGCAAAGCAUGCUGUAGAAAAAAUAAUAGAUAAAAAUCCAACAACUCUCUCAUUAGAAAUAAUGAUGAGUAAAUACAAAGGAUUGAUAUAAGAUUUUGAAGAGUAUCCUAGAGAAAGAAAGGCCUUUUUUAUUUCUGAAUAUUUUGGAAAUGUUAUUGAAAGUUUCAAAGCUCAAGCUAAAGAUUGGAUGGAUAAACAUGGUAUAGUGUUAAAGACUUUGGGUAUGAGAGAAUUGGAAGGAAUAAAAAAGGAGAUUGAUGAUUAUAGAGAAUAAUUAAUGGUGUAACCAAAGGAUAUUGAAGAUUUGAAGAAACUUUUAAAUUUAAUUUAAGAAAUAAAGAAUAUGACAAUGAAUAUGGAAUUUAAAAUAGGAGAUGUUACAGAGAGAUUUAGAACAUUAAAGAUGUAUUAACAAAAUGUAGAACAAGAGAAAUUGGAAGAGGCUUUUUCAUUGAAUGAUAGAUGGAAUGAACUUGUUAAUCAUGCUAAAAAGAAGGAUUCAAAAUUAGUGGAAAAGAAAAAGGAAUUUGCUGAAGUAACAAAAAAAGAGGUAGAGCAAUUUAAGGAAAAUAUUAAAUUAUUAUAUAAAGAUUUUAAGGCAAGUGGUCCAGGUGCUGAAAGUACUUCCUUAGAUAAAGGUUUAGAAUCUCUAUAAGAAUAUAAGACUGUUGUUUCAGAAUUAAAUGCUAGAAGAGAAGAAUUAGUAAAAGCAGAAAAACUAUUCAAUUUACCAAUCUCUUCAUUUCCUGAAUUAGUUGCAAUAGAAGAGGAAAACAAAGUUUUGUCUGUUUUAUAUGAUUGCUAUAGAACAGUUAAAAAUUAGAUUUAAGAAUGGUCUGUUAUGUUAUGGGUUAAAUUAGAUGCAGAUUUAUUGAAAAAUGGAGCAGACAAUUUUGAUAAAUAAAAGAAGAAAUUAGCAAAAUAAUAUGAGAAGAAUACAGUUUAUGAGAAAUUAGCAAAGAAAAUUACAGAUUUUAAAGAUUCAAUUCCAUUAAUUUAAUAAUUAAAGAGUGGAGCAAUAACAGAUAGACAUUGGGAAAAAUUAAUGAAAGAAACUGGAGUGAAAUUUGAAACAUCAAUUAAGAGUAUGACAUUAGAAUAAGUUUUUGCUUUAAAUUUGGCAAGAUUCCCAGAGAAGGUUACAGAAAUUUGUACUGAAGCAAAUCAAGAACAUAAAAAUGAAGAAGAAAUUAGUAAAAUUGAAUAAGCUUGGAAAACAGCAAGUUUUACAAUAGAUAAAGAUAAGAAAGGAUUUUAAGUUAUAAAAACAGUUGAUGAGAUAAAACAACUAUUGGAAGAUUAAUUGGCUAAUUUAUAAACAGUUUCUAGUAGUAAAUAUGUUGCUGCAUUCAUUUCAAGAAUUAGACAUUGGGAAUAAGCAUUAAAUAGAAUAAGUGAAGUUAUAGAUGUUUGGUUACAAGUUUAAAAGAAAUGGUAAGAUUUAGAGGGUAUCUUUAUGGGAUCUGAAGAUAUUAGAUAAUAAUUAAGAGAGGAUUCAAAGAAGUUUGAUUAAAAUGAUAAGGCUUAUAAGAAAAUUAUGGAAUAAACUGCAAAGAAUCCUAAUAUCUAUGCUAGUUGUGUGGUAAAUGAUGGAAGAUUGAGUGAAUUGAAGGCUUUAUCUGAUUAAUUAGAUAAAAGAUAGAAAUCCUUAUCAGAUUAUUUAGAUACAAAAAGAAAUGUGUUUCCAAGAUUUUAUUUCUUAUCAGAUGAUGAUCUGUUAUCAAUUUUGGGAUCAAGUGAUGUAUCAGCUGUUUAGCCACAUACAUUAAAAUUAUUUGAUAAUUGUAGGGAAAUGUUACUUUCUAGAAAUAAAAUGGUAAUUGGUAUGGCAUCUGAUGAAGCAGAAGAAUUUUCUUAUAAGGAACCAUAGAAAACAGAUGGUCCAGUAGAAUUAUGGAUGACAAGAGUUGAUGAAGAAAUGUAAUCAACGUUAAAAAAGAUGACAAAAGAGGCUAUAUUCCAUUAUGCAAAUAAAGAGAGAGUACCUUGGAUUCUAAGUUAAAUAGGUAUGAUUUCAAUAGCAGGUACAUAAGUAUGGUGGACUUGGAGAGUGGAAGAUGUAUUUAGAAAGGUUUAAGAGGGUAAUAAAUAUGCAAUGAAAGAAGAGUUAAAGAAAUAAACAAAGGAUUUAGAUGAUUUAAUUGAUUUAGUAAGAACAGACCUUAAAAUGAUAGAUCGUAUUAAAAUUAAUACAUUAAUUAUUGUUGAUGUGCAUGCUAGAGAUAUUGUAGAUUUCUUUGUUAAAGAUUCAAUUUUGGAUGCUAAAGAAUUUGAAUGGGAAUCUCAAUUAAGAUUUUAUUGGGUUUUAGAAGAUAAUGACAUAAGAAUAAGAUAAUGUACAGGUACUUUCACAUAUGGAUAUGAAUAUUAAGGAUUAAAUGGAAGAUUAGUUAUAACUCCAUUAACAGAUAGAUGUGUAAUGACAUUGACAACAGCUUUAACAUUUAAAUUAGGAGGUGCUCCAGCUGGACCUGCAGGAACUGGUAAAACAGAAACAGUAAAAGAUCUUGCAAAAUCUUUAGCUAUUAGAUGUUGUGUUACGAAUUGUGGUGAAGGUUUGGAUUAUAAAGCUAUGGGUGUUAUAUUUAGUGGUUUAGUAUAAACAGGAUUUUGGGGAUGUUUUGAUGAAUUCAAUAGAAUAACAGCAGAAGUUCUAAGUGUUGUUAGUGUUCAAAUUAAGACCAUACAAUAAGCAUUAGUAUAAGAGAAGAAAACAAUUGAAUUAUUAAAAAAAGAAGUCUAAGUUAAAACAACAGUAGGAAUAUUUGUUACAAUGAAUCCAGGAUAUGCUGGUAGAACUGAAUUACCUGAUAAUUUGAAAGCCCUAUUUAGACCAGUGGUCAUGGUAGUUCCAGAUUCAAAUAUUAUAUGUGAAAUAAUGUUGAUGAGUUAGGGAUUCAAUUCAGCUAGAGUUUUAGCUAAAAAGAUGACUGUACUCUAUAAAUUGGGUAGUGAACAAUUAAGUAAGUAAUAUCAUUAUGAUUUUGGAUUGAGAGCAUUAAAGAGUGUGUUAGUUAUGGCAGGUUCACUUAAAAGAGAAGCUGCUGAUUUACCUGAAGAUACUGUUUUAAUGAGAGCACUUAGAGAUAUGAAUAUGCCUAAAUUCAUUUUUGAAGAUGUUCCUUUGUUUUAAGGAUUAAUUACAGACUUAUUCCCUAAAAUUGAUGUUAAAAGAAAACCAUACGAAAAAAAAGAUAGAAUUUAAGAGAUUGUUGAAUAAUUAGGAUAUAGACCUUUAGAUGAUUAAAUUGAUAAAGUGGUUUAGUUAUAUGAAACAAUGUUAACUAGACAUACAACUAUGGUUGUUGGACCUACUGGAUCAGGCAAAUCUGCAGUCAUUGAAAUUUUAAAGAGAGUAGAAAGUGCUACCUAUUAUUGUAUUAAUCCUAAAUCAAUAACUGUUAAUGAACUUUAUGGUGUGAUGGAAAUGACAACAAGAGAAUGGAAAGAUGGAAUUUUGAGUAAGAUUUUCCGUAUUGCAAAUGAAAAACCAUCUGGCUAAUAAGAAGUACAUUAAAGAUGGAUUUUAUUAGAUGGUGAUGUUGAUGCUGUUUGGGUUGAAAAUAUGAAUUCAGUUAUGGAUGAUAAUAAAUUAUUAACACUUAUUAAUGGAGAUCGUAUUCGUCUAGAAAGAUUUUGUAAAUUAUUAUUUGAAGUAUUUGAUCUUUAAUAUGCCUCUCCUGCAACUAUUAGUAGAUGUGGUAUGGUUUAUGUUGAUCCUAAAAAUUUAGGAUAUAAACCAUUUUAUGAUAAAUGGUUAUCAAAAUGGUAGAAGAAAGGAGAUAAAGCAGAAGGCUUGAAAUCUAACUUAGAAGAGUUUUAUUCUAAAUAUAUUCCUCCAUUGAUGAAUCUUAUAUUUGAAGGUAUUGAUGGAGAAGAAUAAGGACAUGUCUUAGAAUUUUCAAUACCUAGAACUAACUUAAAUUGCAUUACUUAAUUAACUAAAAUGUUAGAUACUAUUAUUAAUGAAGAAGAUCCUUAAUUCGAAUAAGAAAAUCUAGAAUUGGCCUAUAUUUUUGCAAUAGUUUGGUCUUUGGGUGCAUGCUUAAAAUUUGAUGCUCGUAAGAAAUUUGAAGAAGUAUUAAGAAGAGUUGCUUAAAGACAUAUUCCUCCUGGUUCAUUAUUUGAUCUUUUCUUUGAUUAUACUUUGGAUAAUAAAGCUUGGGUUGCUUGGGAAAAGAAAGUUACUGAAUAUUAACCACCUCAUGAUGGAAAAUUCUCAAAAAUCCUAGUUCCAACUGUUGAUACUAAGAGAUUCUCUUAUCUUUUAGGAUAAAAUAUCACACACAAAUAACCUUGUAUGUUUGUAGGAGAUAGUGGUACUGCUAAAUCAGUUAUCAUCUCAAAUUAUUUGAAUUCUUUACCAUCUGAAAAUUACAUGAAAUUAAAUAUCAAUUUUUCAUCAAGAACUAAAUCUAUUGAUGUUCAAACAGCAUUGGAUGAAAAUAUAGAUAAAAGAUCAGGUCGUAUUUUUGGUCCUAAAAUUGCAGGUAAAAAAUUAAUCAUUUUUAUUGAUGAUAUUCAUAUGCCUAAAGUUGAUAUUUAUGGUACAUAAUAACCUAUUGCUUGGCUUAAAUUCUUGAUUGAAAAAGGUUUUUGUUAUGAAAGAAGUUAAAAUCUUGAUCAAAAAAUAAUUAAAGAUACUUAAUUUGUUGCUGCAGUGUUACCACCUAAUGUUGGUGCUAAUCCUUUGGAUCCAAGGUUUUUAAGUUUGUUUAAUUGCUAUCAAUUAUUAUUCCCAUCUAAUGAAAAUUUAGAGAGAAUAUAUAAUUCCAUUUUAAAAGCACAUUUAUAAGGAUUCCCAGAAGAAGUUUCAUCUACAGUGGCUAAAAUCACUUAAGCAACUUUACAAAUUUAUAGUGCUAUUGUUAUUUAACUUCCACGUACUCCAGUUAAAUUCCAUUACAUCUUCAACUUAAGAGAUUUGAGUAGAAUUUAUGAAGGAUUAUGUAGAAGUACUCUGGAUAAAUUCUAAACAAAGGAAUCCUUCAUUAGGUUAUGGAGAAAUGAAGUAACUAGAGUAUUUGUAGAUCGUCUUAUUAAUGAUUAAGACAGAGAACUUAUUACUGUUGAUAAGAUUCCAAGUCUUAUUAGAGAACAUUUUAGUGAUACUAUUGAAUAUGCUAUCUAAGACCCAAUGCUUUUUGGUGAUUAUUUAACAGCCAAUCCUUUAGAUCCAGAUGUAGUUGAUCCUAAAUUAUAUGAAGAUUGUGGAGGAUUUGAAAAAGUUGGACAAAAAUUCAACUCAUUGUUAUAAGAUUAUAAUGAAGAAGUCAAAGAAAUGAAUCUAGUUUUAUUUAAAGAUGCAUUAGAACAUUUAACUAAAAUACAUAGAAUUAUUAGAUUCCCAUUAGGACAUGCAUUACUUGUAGGUUAUGGUGGUAGUGGUAAAUAAUCUUUAACUAGAUUGAGUGCAUUUACAGCUAGUUAUGAUAUCUUUUAAAUAACUUUGACAAGAGGAUAUAAAGAGAAAGAAUUCAGGGAAGAUUUAAAGACUUUAUAUGAUCUUUUGACAUAAAAGCCAACAAUAUUCUUAUUUACAGAUGCUCAUGUUUUAGAAGAAGGUUUCUUGGAAUUAAUUAAUAAUAUGCUUACAAUAGGAAUGGUACCAGCUCUUUUUGAUGAAGAUGGAAAGAAGAAGAUGAGUGAUAAAAUUAGAGAUGAAGCAAAAAGAAAAGGAAUAUUAGAAACAAAAGAUGAAUUAUGGAAUUAUUUCCUUGAGAAAAUUAGAGAUAAUAUGCAUAUAGUUUUAUGUAUGAGUCCAGCAGGAGAUACAUUAAGAAUUAGAUGCCGUAAUUUCCCAGGAUUAGUUAGUAAUACAUAAAUUAAUUGGUUUUUCCCUUGGCCUGAAGAGGCUUUGGUUAGUGUAGCUACAGAAUAUUUGAAGGAAGAAAAUUUAGAAGAUGAAUAAUAUAGACCUAAGAUUAUUUAACAUAUAACAAAAGUUCAUGAGAGUAUUUAAAUGUUUUCGAGAGAUUUUGAAUUAUAAUUAAGAAGAAAGAAUUUCAGCACACCUAAAAAUUAUUUAGAUUUCUUAUAAAAUUAUAAACGUUUAUUGGCUGUUAAUAGAAAGAAGUAUUAAGAUUUGAUCGUAAGAUACACAAAUGGUGUUCAAAAAUUGGAUGAGGCAUCUGAAUAAGUGAAAGUAUUGUAAGAAGAAUUAGAGAUUAAGAAAGUUGAAGUGAUGAGUGAAAGUAAAGAAGUAGAGGAAUUACUUAAGAUAAUUAAUGCUAAAAAAGAGAUAGCUACUAAAGAUAAUGAGGAAGCCGCUUAAAAGAAAAAACAAUUAGAAAAAGAUAGUGUGGAAAUCAAUUAGAGAUAAUAAGAAGCUGAUUAAAUUCUAAAAGACGCUAUUCCAAUCUUAGAGUCUGCUAAAGAAGCACUUAAUAAGAUUGAUUCAAAAGAAUUAGUUGAAUUAAAAGCAUUGAAUUCACCACCUAAACCAGUUGGAGCAGUUGCAUCAAUGUUACUUAUUUUUAAACCCAUAGAUGGUAUUGAAGGAGAUGGUUGGAAUGCUGCUAGAUAAAUGAUGAAUAAUCCUAUGAAAUUAUUGGAAUAAUUAUAAAAUUAUGGUAAUAAAAUAGGGAAGGUUACAAGAAAUCAAAUUGAAAAAAUUAGAGGAGCAAUGAAAGAUCCAGAAAAUCGUUUAGAUGAAAUAUCAAAGAUUUCUAAAGCUGCAGCUGGUUUAUAUACUUGGGUUUCAGCUACAGUUAAUUUCUAUGAUGUAUAUAAGAAAGUUGAACCUCUUAAAUAACGUUUAGAAUAGAUGACUAAAUAAAAGGAAAUGACAGAAGAAGAUUUGAGAUAAACAGCUAUUAAAUUGGCAGCUUUACAGAAGGAAGUGUCAGAAUUAUAAGUUUAAAGUGAUUAGAAAUCAGCAAGAUUAGCAGAAUUGACUGCCUAAGCAUAAGAAAUGGAAAAGAAAUUAAAUGCAGCUAAAAAAUUGAUUGAAGGAUUGGGAGGUGAAAAGAAAAGAUGGACAGAAGAUACUAUUAAAUUGGCAGAGAUGACUAGAUAAUUGAUUGGAGAUUGUUUACUAGCAGGUUCUUUUCUAAGUUAUGUUGGACCAUUUGAUUAUUCAUUCAGAAGAAGAAUGCUUUAUGAUCAUUGGAUGGUUGAUAUUAAAGAAAAGGAAAUACCAUUAAAUCCAGAAUUUAAAUUUGAAGAUUUAUUAAGUAGUGCAGUAGAAAUAUCUUAAUGGAAUUCAGAAGGAUUACCAUCAGAUGAAUUAUCUGUUUAAAAUGGUAUACUCACUACUAGAGCAUCUAGAUGGCCUUUAUGUAUUGAUCCAUAACUUUAAGCUGUCAAUUGGAUCAAGAAAAGGGAAGAAAAAGAUAUUGCCUUUAAAGUUCUAAAUUUAAAUGAGGGAGCAGGUGUCUUUUUGAAACCUUUAGAGAAUUGUAUUAGAUAUGGCAAACCAUUUUUAUUUGAAAAUGUUGAUGAAGAAUUAGAUCCAACAAUAGAUCCAAUUUUAGAAAAAAAUUUUAUUAUUAAGGCAGGUAUGAAGAGCAUAAAAUUGGGAGAAAACAUCAUAGAUUAUAAUGACGAUUUUAGAUUAUAUUUCACAACCAAAUUGGCUAAUCCUAAAUACACACCAGAAAUCAUGUCAAAGACAAUGGUUAUCAAUUACACAGUAACUUUAAAUGGAUUGAGAGAUUAACUAUUGAAUGUGGUUGUGUCAUUUGAAAGACCAGACAAAGAGAAAUAAAGAUUGGAACUUAUUUAAAGUAUGAGUGAAAACAAGAAAAAAUUGAAGGAAGCUGAAGAUGAUUUAUUGUAAAGAUUAUCAGAAGCUUAAGGAUCAUUAUUGGAUAAUGUUUAAUUGAUUAAUACAUUAGAUUAGACUAAAGCAAAAUCUGAAGAGAUUCAAUAAGCAAUUAAUGAUGGUUAGAUAACUAGUUAAGAAAUUGAAUAAGCUAGAUAAAGUUAUACUACAGUGGCUAAAAGAGGUGCAAUAUUAUUUUUUGCAAUGAGUUCAUUGAGUUCAAUUUCCGAAAUGUAUGAAUAUUCUUUAAGUGCAUAUUUAUAAGUAUUCAAUCAAUCUUUGAGAGAUGCUAGAAAGGAUACUAUCUUGGAAUCAAGAUUAAGAAAUAUCAUAGAUAAAUUAACAAGUAAUGUUUAUGAUUACACUUGUUUGGGUAUAUUUGAAGUUCAUAAAUUGAUGUUUGCUUUCUAAAUGACUAUAAUGAUCUAGGAUGGUGAAAAAUUAUUAAAUCAUGAGGAAUUAGAUUUCUUUUUGAAGGGAAAUACUUCACUUGAAUAAGUUUAGAGAUAGAAACCUUAUGAUUGGGUACCUGAUUCAGGUUGGAAAGAUAUAAUGAGAUUGAUGCAAUUGGCUGAUUCUUAUAGAUUAUUGGCAGAUGAUUUAGAAAAACAUGGUAAAGAAUGGAAGAAAUGGUAUGAUCAUGAGAGACCUGAAUUAGAGACUUUGCCUGAAGGAUAUACGAAAUUGAAUUCAUUUUAGAUUUUAUUAUUAUUGAGAGUGUUUAGACCAGAUCGUGUAAUUAAUGGAGUUAAAAAGUAUAUAUAAGAUAUAUAUGGUAAUUCAAAUUAUGUGUAACCUCCAAUAAUAAAUUAUGAGAAAAUAUUUGAUUAAUCAAAUGAGAAAUCUCCAAUAGUAUUUAUAUUAUCUCCAGGAGCAGAUCCUUUACCAGAUGUAAUGAAAUUAGGUGAUUCAAAAGGAUUCACAGGAGCUAAAUUUAGAAAUCUUUCUUUAGGAUAAGGAAGUGAAUAGGAAGCAUCAUAAUUUGUUGAGGCUGCAUCAUAAAGAGGACAUUGGUUAAUGUUAGCAAAUUGUCAUUUAUUGACAGGAUGGUUGAAGAGUUAUUUAGAAAAGACUUUAGAAUUAAUGCAAAAACCUCAUAAAGAUUUUAGAUUAUGGUUAACAACAUAACCAACAGAUAGAUUCCCAUUGGGUAUAUUAUAAAAGUCAUUGAAAGUGGUCACAGAACCACCUGAUGGUUUGAAAUUAAAUAUGAAAGCUAUAAUGAGUAAGAUAGAUGAAAAUUCUUUAAAUUCUUGUCCUCAUGUAGCAUAUAAAACACUAGUAUAUGUAGUGUCUUUCUUCCAUUCAAUAAUUUUAGAUAGAAGAAAGUAUGGUAAAAUAGGAUGGAAUGUCAGUUAUGAUUUUAAUGAGUCAGAUUUCAAUAUCAGUAGCAGUUUAUUAUCAAUGUAUUUAAGAAAAGCUUAUGAUGCAAAAGAUGAAACAAUUCCAUGGAAUUCACUUAAAUAUUUAAUAGGAGAAGCAAUGUAUGGAGGAAGAGUAACAGAUUCUUAUGAUAGAAGAGUAUUAAUAACAUAUUUGGAUGAAUAUAUGGGAGAUUUUCUGUUUGAUAAAAACAGAGAGUUCCUCUUUGCUUAAAGUGAGGAUUUCAAAUAUGAAGUUCCUAAAGUAUUGAAUCAUGAAGGAUUCCAAACAAUGAUUGAUCAUUUACCACUUAUCAAUUCUCCGAUUGUAUUUGGUUUACAUCCAAAUGCAGAAAUUACUUAUUUCACGAAUAGUGCCAAAUCUAUAUGGGAUAAUCUAUUGUAAUUAAGAGCAUCUGGAGGAGCAGUUUCAGGAGGUGUAGAUAAAGAUAAAUAUGUUAAUGAUGUUAGUGAAGAUGUACUAUCUAAAUUACCUGCAAUAUGGGAUGUCAUAGCAUUAAGAAAAGAAGCAGGAGAAAUAAUAUCACCUACAUAAGUUGUCUUAUUCUAAGAACUUGAAAGAUUCAAUAAAUUAAUCAUAAAAAUCAAUGAAUCUUUAUUUAAUCUCAAACGUGCAUUAAAAGGUGAAAUUGGUAUGAGUAGUGAUUUAGAUGAAUUAUCAUUAGCAUUAUUCAAUGGUUUCUUACCUGCUAUGUGGAGAAGAUUAGCACCAUAAACUGAAAAGAAAUUAGGUUCAUGGAUGAAUCAUUUUAAGAGAAGAGUUUAAUAGUAUACAUAUUGGGCAAGUAAAGAAGAACCUUAUGUUAUGUGGUUAUCUGGUCUUCACAUUCCAGAAAGUUAUCUUACUGCUUUAAUAUAAACUACUUGCAGAGCUAAGACUUGGGCCCUAGAUAAAAGUAGACUCUAUACUUAAGUUACUAAGAAAUUCAAAGCUAAAGAUAUUACUUAAAGAAUGGAAUUUGGAUGCUAUAUUGAAGGUCUCUAUUUGGAAGGUGCAAGAUGGGAUGUUGAACAUAAUUGUCUUAAAAAAUAGAAUCCUAAAGAAUUAAUAUUUGAAAUGCCACUUAUAUAAGUUAUUCCAGUUGAAGCCAACAAAUUAAAAUUAAAAGGUUUUUAAUUCAUCUUAUAUUUAAUAGACACUCUUGCUACACCUGUCUAUGUAACACAAUCAAGACGUAAUGCCAUGGGAGUUGGACUAGUAUUUGAAGCUGAUUUAAGAACUUAAGAACAUAUUAGUCACUGGAUUCUUUAAGGAGUAGCAAUGACAUUAAAUGUUGACUAUUGAAAAUGCAUAUAUAACAC
Molecule: messenger RNA, 13321 nt
Organism: Paramecium sonneborni
Lineage: Eukaryota; Ciliophora; Oligohymenophorea; Peniculida; Parameciidae
Source: the annotation of a GenBank genome assembly